This is a messenger RNA of Cylicocyclus nassatus, 1239 nucleotides long. The record is from the annotation of a GenBank genome assembly. Lineage: Eukaryota; Metazoa; Nematoda; Chromadorea; Rhabditida; Strongylidae.
GGUACAGACAUGUUCGCCACUUCGCUUCUCUCAUUUAUGACCGCAGGACAAGUCACUGGUGUCGUAUUUGGAAAGGCUGCAGGGCACGUUAGUUCGUUCAACAAUACACAAAACUAUUCUAUUGCACUGUAUGUCGGGAUUAACGGAUACACUCACAGAGUUCUGAUUGGAAGCAGAAAGGAGCAGUUUACAUUGAUUGUAUCGUUGCGCAGCCCCAUGCUUUGGAUACCAAGCAUAACAUGCACCACUCCUGCUUGUCAAAGUAAAAACCGAUUUGAUCCAUCGCAGUCAAGCACAUUUGCGGAUGAUCUUAGGCCAUGGUCUCAAAAAACUUUUGGAUUGGUUUCAGGUGUCCAUGGAAAAGAUACUGUAAGAAUCGGUUCUGUAGACGAAAGACAGAUGCCGGUCAAUUGCACUUUUGGCUUGGUUACAGAUUUGUCGAACGAGAGUAGCCUAAUUGUUGCAGAUGGAGUAUUUGGUCUUGGAGUCACUCGUGAAAGCGGAAUUCCCAGUGAACCUUUUUUGUUACAGCUCUUUCAAGAGAAGAUCGUGAACCCUGCGAUGUUCACUAUCUAUUUAUAUCAUCAGCUGACCUCGUCAAAAGCAGGAUUGGUAACUUACGGCUCCACAGAUUCUACCAACUGUGUGCCAUUCAUUCACUACCACAAGGUCUCAUCAGGCACGUCUAUUCAACUACAGACAAUUUCAAUGGGAACAUUUACAACUAAUCAGACGACUAUGAUGCCCGAGCUUGUUCCUACUAUCGUGGGUCCAAAGGCUGACGUGGAAAAGAUAGCAAGCAGUGUGGGAGCGAAGUACAUGUUUGAUCAUUACGACAUUCGUUGCGAUGCAACUCUACCUGAUUUUGAGUUCUUUAUCGAGAAAACAAAGUAUACAAUCGCUUCGGACAAGUUGAUCAUGAAGACAGCUGCUGGAUGUGUGCUUGCUUUGAACCACAACAUAAACAGUUCUUAUGACAGUCCGCAAUGGUACUUUGGAGCUCCUCUUUUUAUGGAAUAUUGUAUUACCUUCGAUUACACGGGAAAGCAACUAGGAUUUGCUCGAGCAAAGUAUGGCAACAAUACCACAACUUUCAAACCAGUCACAACAGCGCCAUUCACACCAUCAACGAAGAAGAACGCGCCUAUACUCCGCUUCAAAGCGUUUUUAGUGUCAAUUCUCAUAUUAUUUUAUUGAAUGCAAAACAACCUAAAGCUUGUUGAAUUGAAAAAAAAAAUA